Molecule: messenger RNA, 830 nt
Organism: Paramecium primaurelia
Lineage: Eukaryota; Ciliophora; Oligohymenophorea; Peniculida; Parameciidae
Source: the annotation of a GenBank genome assembly
AUGAAUCAAAUUGAUUAAAAAUAUUCUUUACCUCCUCUUCGUAUGUCUGAAAUACAAGAUUUACUUCUAUAAUCUAAUGAAUAACAUAAAAAGGAUAUUAUUUUAAGUUACAGGGAUACAAAGAAAAAAAAACAAAAAGAAAUUGCUGAAUUAGAGAAAUUUAAAAUCAUCGAAAGAAAAGGUGUUAUAUCUAAUCAAGUUUAGUUUUCAAUUCAUAAAGUAAAUUGUAAGGGCAAACCUUAGGAAAGAAUUUAGAUAUAUUUUUAUGCAAAGAACCUAUGAUUGAUGAUUACCUUAAAAGACAUAUUAUUGAUCCUUAAAGAAAUUUAGAAAAGGGUCUAAAAGAUAGUAAAUAUGAGAUAAUAUUAUUUUAGUAAAGACUGGAAAAAACUAACUAUUAGAUGGAAGAUGCUUUGGAGAUAUUCCUGAAAACAAAUUAAGUAAAAAAGAAAAGUAAUCUAAUGAGUAUUGGAAUCAGUACAAUACAUAACUAUCUGAAUAAAGAUAUAAAAUACUAUUAGAUUCUCAAACUGGUUUGCAAAAAAAAAUAAAUUAAUAAAAUAGACUCAAAGCUUUAAAGAUCUUUGUACCUAAUAAUUAUUCACCUGGAUAUUUUGAUAAUCAUCCUUCAUAAAUUUUAAGUUAUACGUAUAUAUUAUAUAUUUAUUAGUGAAAUGCAUAAAUAUUCUUAACCAUAAAUUUGGAGUCCAAAUAGUUUCUAUGUUGAUUCAUUUGAUGAUAAUCUAAAUAAAUAAUUUUCAAAAAACAAUCCUAAACUCAGUCACACUAUAUCAAAAGAUUAAAGUAAAUAAUCUAUAAAGGUUGAUUGA